AAUGCCAGUUCGUUAACGUUCGUUACAACUCACCACCAAAAGUAUGCCCUAACAUAUGCCUAAACACACAGGAUUGUUCGUCACGGUGACAUCAAGAGCCGUUAGUUUACGAUAUAAACGACAGUAAGACAUACCGUGCUCUUCUCCUAAACGCAGUCUACAAUCUACAGGCUUCAAGUUACAGGUCGGUUUAAUUAAUUAAGCGUAAAAAUGUCUUCGUACUUCUCCUACUUUCCUUAUGUUCGGCCCAGUGCCAUUCUUUUGGGCUCGGCUUUUAAUUAUGCUGCGGAUUUCAUGGUCUAUGGUCCAUUGAUGGGAAACACAUGGGCAAAAGUAAUGCGAAAUGAAGAAGAGUUUGAAUGUUGCAAGGGUUCGUUGAAGAAACAGGCUACUUGCUCCUUCCUCUCUAAAUCGGUUGGUACACUUAUACAAGCCUACUCAAUUGGCGCCUUACUGCAAUUGACGGGAACUGUCAGUUAUAAAGGUGCCUUUUAUUUGGGUCUAUACGUGUACGGUGCGACAGCUGUCCAUGACAUGGUAGACUUCCUGUUCCUCGAGAAGCGUAGUAUGGCAUACGCAGCCAUCAAGUCAAUUGCUGCUUUCAUCAAAACAGUGGGCCUGCCGGUAUUGCUCUUGGGCUACGGUGUUCGUCGUGUUUAAUUGUGCUCCACGUAAAUAAUUCUUCUCAUUCUGGGGCAGCCACCAUGUCUUUGUGUUCUGUUACAGCAGUUUAUCGCUGCACAUGCCUAAUGACUUGUCUGAUCUCACUUGCUCUAGGCAUUAGUGAGUGCAGACAAUAAUGAAACGAGCGAAUAGUUAGUGAUUGAAUGAACGAAUGUAACGUAAGACUUGUGGGAGAGACACUCGGAAUGAAGGCUGUUGUAAAUAAGUAAAUAAUAAUAAAAAUAAAAAAAAUUAAAGGCCCAAAAAUGCAUUUCAAAAUUGGCUCAGUCAAUAACGGGAGUGUUCUCAAGAUUCCCUUUUUCUG
Molecule: messenger RNA, 988 nt
Organism: Schizosaccharomyces japonicus yFS275
Lineage: Eukaryota; Fungi; Ascomycota; Schizosaccharomycetes; Schizosaccharomycetales; Schizosaccharomycetaceae
Product: DUF1761 family protein
Exons: 2
Coding region: 211-660 (149 amino acids)
Source: RefSeq, a predicted model, not a curated record